CUUGGAGUAUAAAAGGCAGCAGUGUUACUGACUCCAGCAAGCAGAAAACAUGGCCUUCCUCUGGAUCCUCUCCUGCCUCGCAUUUGUCAGUGCCACUUACGGUUGUGGUGUUCCAGCCAUCUCCCCUGUGGUGACUGGAUAUGCCAGGAUUGUGAACGGUGAGGAGGCUUUACCCCACUCCUGGCCCUGGCAGGUGUCUCUGCAGGAUUACACUGGCUUUCAUUUCUGUGGUGGCUCUCUGAUCAGCGAAAACUGGGUUGUGACUGCUGCUCACUGCGGUGUGAAAACUUCUCACCGCGUCAUCCUUGGAGAACACGACCGCUCCUCCAAUGCUGAGGGCAUCCAGACCAUGAAAAUUGGCAAGGUCUUCAAGCACCCCCGCUACAACAGCUGGACCAUUAACAAUGACAUCACCCUGAUCAAGCUGGCCAGUCCUGCUCAGCUCAGCCCCCGUGUGUCCCCUGUGUGUCUGGCUGAGGCUGGAGACAACUUCCCUGGUGGCAUGAAGUGCGUCACCUCUGGCUGGGGCCUGACCAGGCACAAUGCUCCUGACACCCCCGCCCUCCUGCAGCAGGCAGCCCUGCCUCUGCUGACCAACACUGACUGCAAGCGUUACUGGGGCAACAAGAUCUCUGACCUCAUGAUCUGCGCUGGUGCCUCUGGUGCCUCCUCCUGCAUGGGUGACUCUGGUGGUCCCCUGGUCUGUCAGAAGUCUGGUGCCUGGACCCUGGUCGGUAUUGUGUCUUGGGGAAGUGGCACCUGCUCUCCCAACUCUCCUGGAGUUUACGCCCGUGUCACUGAGCUCCGUGCUUGGGCGGACCAGAUCAUCGCUGCCAACUAAGACCUCAACCGCUCUGUUCAAUUUCCUCAUGAUGAUCAAUAAAGAUCAGUCAAAUUGAAAAAUA
Molecule: messenger RNA, 905 nt
Organism: Anguilla anguilla (European eel)
Lineage: Eukaryota; Metazoa; Chordata; Actinopteri; Anguilliformes; Anguillidae
Product: chymotrypsin A-like
Exons: 7
Coding region: 50-841 (263 amino acids)
Biological process (GO): proteolysis
Molecular function (GO): serine-type endopeptidase activity
Source: RefSeq, a predicted model, not a curated record